Molecule: messenger RNA, 1621 nt
Organism: Cimex lectularius (bed bug)
Lineage: Eukaryota; Metazoa; Arthropoda; Insecta; Hemiptera; Cimicidae
Product: crystal protein-like
Exons: 7
Coding region: 18-1598 (526 amino acids)
Source: RefSeq, a predicted model, not a curated record
GAUGUAAUUGGACAUGGAUGGAAUCGAUAAAAAAAAGGCGAGAUCCUUUGUUAAUGCCAAACAUGAAGUCUGUCAAUUUCACAUCAGUGGCUACGAUGCUCAUGUCGUACCGUCAUGCCGAAUACAACUUGGGUGGGUUUAAGGGUGAUGUUGUUCAGUCCCCAGGAGGAACUCUGCACUUAGUCGUAUCCGGUAUCCGCUAUGCCAAAGCUCCAAUCGGGAUGCUUAGCUUUAUGGACCCUGAGCCUGUCACGCAAAACGUCAAUGUAAGACGUAAAGUGGACUGCUUGGAGGCGAACCCUUUGGAUGGUAGGUUAGUAGGAGAGGAGGACUGCUUGUACCUCAAUAUUCAUACUCCAAUGCCGUUUAGAGGUAAAAGCAUGCCGGUUUUGGUUUGGCUCCAAGGGAGGGAAUCAGUCGUCGGUACGAGCAGGAGCAGCAUCUACGACCCGGGGCGUCUUAUAGAUCAUGGGAUUGUCGUUGUAACAGUCAGCCAUCGUCUCGAUGUUCUUGGAUUCUGCAGCGCCGGGAUUUAUUCAUAUUGGGGCAACUUUGGUCUUAAGGAUCAACAGGUCGCGAUCAAAUGGGUCAUCAAGAAUAUACGCAUGUUCGGAGGCGAUCCGGAGGAUAUAACCUUAGGUGGAGAAGGUUCGGGUGCAUCUUACGUGCUGUUCCACCUCAACGGUGUUUUUUCUGGUCGAAUAAGAAAGGGGAUCGCACUCAGCGGUUCCAGGUUCGGUCCGAGGUCGCUGACCGUUAAGAAAACGUUCCACCAGCUGGUCAACGAUUUUCACUUUUGGUUCAGCGUCGGUUGCAACGGUCUUACCUGCAUGAGGAAAAAGACAAGCGAAGAGAUUGUAAAAUCGGCGUAUAAUAUCAACAUCAACGUAACCAAGAUAUGCAAGGAGAAACAAGUGGCUUAUUGCAGAAGAGUCCUGAGACGGUUGGAAUGGGAGAAGCAGUUUCCUAUGUUCAACCCGAUAGUCGACCUUACGACCAUCGUCGCAAACCCUUGGUGGGAUAGAGCCAAAAGAAACUUUUCCCUUCUCUUAGGUCUAAAGGACGGAGAAGCAUCUGACAUGUUGAACUAUGGCUACAGUUUCAAAUGGAACUCUGAAACAAUUUGGCAAGCCUCCCACGGCAAUUUGGUCACCUAUGAGGAAGCAUCUGAAAAAGAACUGUCAAAAUUAUACCUCCCGGGUGAAAAGAGGAAGAGAAACUUGUGGAAACUUCUGAGCAACUUGUGGUACAUCGUUCCUGCCAUGGUUGAGGCGCAUUUUCAUCAAGGACCUUUCGAAGCUUUCAUGUAUAACUACGAAACCUUCGGUGCGACUUUAAACUGCACAUUGCCUUACAAGCUACCGUUCAUGUAUGUCCAAAACGACUGCCCACCAUACGACCAAAGGUACGAACCUUUGGCAACACGAUUCACCCAAGUGGUCGUCAGAUUCGUCCAAGGAAGAAACCCUGGGCUGAAAUCUCACACGGAAGACUCUGACAUCUUCAGAGUGACAGAGAGCCUCCAGGCCAAAUACACUUCAGGACAGCUAAGCAAAAUGAGCAUGGAAAUAUACAAAUCGAACAUUUUGUUCGCUUGAUCAAAAUAGAAAAUGUACCACUU